This is a messenger RNA of Trichophyton rubrum CBS 118892, 1158 nucleotides long. RefSeq lists its product as uncharacterized. Lineage: Eukaryota; Fungi; Ascomycota; Eurotiomycetes; Onygenales; Arthrodermataceae. The record is from RefSeq and is a predicted model, not a curated record. Bases 1 to 1158 code for a protein of 385 amino acids. The transcript has a single exon.
AUGCAAUCCGCACAACCUAUCAUAUCUCAUGUCAAACGACAGGACCCUGUGAUAGACGGGCCUGCUCCUCAUAUCACGGAAUACAAACACAUUUUCUUCCCCCACCUCGCCUGUAUGAGCAAAACUCAUUUAGAGGCAUGGAUCUUCGAUGCUGUCGACUUGACAACCAGCAACGUUGCAGUGACUAUGACAUUUUUCCGAGACGGAACGCAAACUGCAUUAGGAAAAUGCCCAAUACGUUCUACAUUUCGAGCAAGCUUGCCAGAUGGGACGAAGAUUGCAAGUGAACUUUUUGCUUCAGAGAGUGCUGUCGAAGCCAACCUGGAGGCCGGGAAGAUCACCGGGAAAUGGGUAGGAGGAAGGAAAGAGGACGAUUCUGGCGAUGCAGGAUGGGCACAGUAUGAAGUUUCACUUGAUAUGUCUGAGGCAACCGUUACCAUUAACAUGCCCACUACCCGAGGGACCUUAACACUUCAACAACGAGGUGGGAGAAAUAUUGAAAACUCUACAGAAUCCCAGUUGAUAGGGCCUGGCCUAUCUUGGGUUCAUUCAAUUCCUCGUGCAAAGGCAAUUGCGGACUUCACUUUUAUUCAGGAUGGAGAAUCCAAAAACCUACAAUUUGAAGGAUGUGGAGGUAAAGAUUACUGUCGUUCUACCGAACCUAUGCAAGAUAUGAUGGAAGGCACUACCUACGUUCGAGGCCACGCGGGUCCUUACACAUUCGCACUCUUCCGUCUCUAUAGUCGUCUGCAUCCCGGCAAGACAUAUACCCGGGCUACUUUGGUGAAAGAAGAUGCAGUACUUUUUGAAAUGGUCUCAGAUGACAGUGUCUCCUUGAGUGACAAUUACUUAGCGUUUCGUUCUACCUACAGCGGAGAACUUAGGGGAAACUACUCGGACCACACGACUGGCUACAGAAUUGAUUUCGUAUCUCCCGGUCAGAAUAAGCACUGGUCUUUUGAGCUCAAACAUGAAACGUUGUGGUGGAGCAUGCCUACGGAGGCACCUCCUGCAAAAACAGGAAAUAAUGGCUUCAUCUCAACAGUAACUGGGGGCGAAAUCGGUGAGCCGGCAAAGAAAGGGAUGGCUACCAUUGUACAUAUUCAAAUGACGGCACUGAAAUCUGACUAUAAAGGGAUUAGUAACCGUCAACUGUAA